AUGGGAGAAAAUGCAGAUCACCACUACAUUGGGAUGAGAAUCGGCAAGGGAGAAAAACUAAGACCUCGUUACAUCGGGCCCUUUGAUAUUCUAGAGAGAGUUGGUGAAGUAGCAUAUCGGUUAGCAUUGCCGCCGAGCUUGACUUCGAUACAUAACGUCUUCUAUGUCUCAUCCUUGAGGAAAUACGUCCACAACCCGGACAACAUUGUGAAUCAUGUGGAGCUGGAGCUUGAUAAGGACUUAACUUCUGAGGAGCACCCGACAACCAUUUUGGAUAGGAAGGUUCACGUGUUAAGAAAUAAAGAGAUCCCCCUAGUCAAAGUCCAGUGGAGUAGGCAUGAUCACAGUGAGGCUACAUGGGAAAAGGAAGAGGACAUUAGAUCUAAAUACCCUCACUUAUUUGACUCAGACUCAGGGGAUGACUCAGGCGAUGAGAGGCAGGGCGAGUGA
Messenger RNA from Salvia miltiorrhiza (redroot sage), 450 nucleotides. RefSeq lists its product as uncharacterized. The record is from RefSeq and is a predicted model, not a curated record. The transcript has 3 exons. Lineage: Eukaryota; Viridiplantae; Streptophyta; Magnoliopsida; Lamiales; Lamiaceae. Bases 1 to 450 code for a protein of 149 amino acids.